UGGGGGCUGGGCCCAGGGCUGGGGCUGGGACCGCUGUAUGCAAUGGGAACCAGGGCCUGGAGAGGGGGCACAGGCCCCAGCAUUUGACUGCCCAGUCUGGUGUGUCCUCUGCCAAGGAUGUAGGGCUAGGCUCAGGGAGGCCUGCCAGAGAGGGAGGGGGGCCAUCAGACUGCCCACAGACAUGCUUAGCAUCAAACUCCCCCAGCUCUUUGACAUCCACCAAGUCCCCAAGGUGUUCCGGGAGGAUGGCAUCAUCUCGGGAUACCGUCACCCCCAAAGCUCCGCCCUGGACUGCAUCCUUAGCAGCUUCCAGAUGACCAAUGAGACCGUCAACAUCUGGACCCACUUCCUGCCCACAUGGUACUUCCUGUGGCGCUUCAGUGUCCUGUGCUCCACACUGAACUUCCUGUCGGAGAGCUACACCUGGCCGCUGCUGGUGUACAUGCUGCUAAUCUGCGUGUACCCCUUCACCUCCAGCUGUGCCCACACCUUCAGCACCAUGUCCCCCGAGGCACGCCACAUCUGCUACUUCUUCGACUACGGCGCCCUCAGCCUCUACAGCCUGGGUUGUGCCAUAACUUAUAGCUCCUAUGUGAUGCCUGACUGCUGGAUCAACAGCUGGCUGCACCAACACUUUGUGCCCAUCGCCAUCUGCAACACACUAUUCUGCACGAGCCUGUCCUGCUAUUCUAGAUUCCUGGAGAUGCAGUUUCCACACCGGAGUAAAAUUCUCCGGACAGGGGCAUUUGUCUUUCCAUUCAUCUUUGACAACAUCCCUCUAUUUUACAGACUGCUGUUGUGCUGCGGGGGCAGCUGCUGUCACAGUGAGGCCCUGCCCAGUCACUGUUACCACCUCCUCUUCGCCUUCCUCACCUGCUUCCUGUUUGCCUCACACCUCCCAGAGAGGCUGGCCCCGGGGCGCUUUGACUACUUUGGUCACAGUCACCAGCUUUUCCACAUCUGUGCCGUGGUGGGUACCCACUUCCAGAUGGAGGCGGUGCUAGCAGAUAUGACCUCACGCAGGGCGUGGCUCAUCGCCCAGGCGGCCGUACCCUCCUUCCUGAGUACCCUGGGGGCACUGGUCCUCGGCAUCAUCCUCAACCUAGGCAUCAUUGGCAUCUUCAGUGCACCUCUGCUGUGGAACCCUCAUCACAGUGCCAACCACCCACUGACGCCACCCACGAAACGCAAGGACCAGUGACACUCCCCACAACCCCCACAGUAUGUUCAAAUGAAAAGGUUUGGCUAAAUCAUUCUACCAGUCGUGAACUUUGGAAAUAAUAACCAUAAGAAGUUAUAUUAUACCAUUUAAAACCAGGUAGUAUUUGUAUAAACCCAUUGGAUUAUUAUCACAGGAUGGUUUUUCUACAUGUUAUUCUAACGUCAUUAUAAGGUUUGUUUAGGAGUUUAUUAAUGUGUUCACUGUUUGAAGCCGAAUACCCAGCUAUUUCUAUGAAGCCUUUCAGUUAUUCAGUAUCAUUGUAUAAUGUUAAAAGUUUUGGAGGUAUUUUGAGUUAAAGUAUCAUAUGCCAACUUCUUUUCACUUAUACUUGAAAGGAUCUGGGUUGUAUGAAGCAUAUGUGAUGUCUAACAACACAUAAAAGUGCCUUUUUAUAUAUAUAUAUAUAUAUAUAUAUAUAUAUAUAU
Messenger RNA from Oncorhynchus tshawytscha (Chinook salmon), 1647 nucleotides. Its product is annotated as membrane progestin receptor delta. The record is from RefSeq and is a predicted model, not a curated record. Gene Ontology annotation, cellular component: membrane. Bases 38 to 1201 code for a protein of 387 amino acids. NCBI's taxonomy places the organism in Eukaryota, Metazoa, Chordata, Actinopteri, Salmoniformes, Salmonidae. Gene Ontology annotation, molecular function: signaling receptor activity. The transcript is spliced from 7 exons.